Lodderomyces oxycetoniae is the source of this 4101-nucleotide messenger RNA. Its product is annotated as cohesin-loading factor complex subunit. The record is from RefSeq and is a predicted model, not a curated record. Gene Ontology annotation, molecular function: chromatin binding. Gene Ontology annotation, biological process: replication-born double-strand break repair via sister chromatid exchange; regulation of gene expression; establishment of mitotic sister chromatid cohesion. Gene Ontology annotation, cellular component: Scc2-Scc4 cohesin loading complex. NCBI's taxonomy places the organism in Eukaryota, Fungi, Ascomycota, Pichiomycetes, Serinales, Debaryomycetaceae. The coding region runs from base 1 to 4101 and encodes 1366 amino acids. The transcript has a single exon.
AUGAGUGAUAAACUGUUGGUACCUGAAAAUAUCAAGGAUGUGUUGGCGACGGCGCCAUUGCUUCACCUAAUACCGAAGCAAAAUGUUGUUCCCAUGGUGAAUCUACUGAUGUUAGCGCCUCAAAGUGACGCGUCUGUGUUUUCUGGAACAACCCCACUUGUUGAAAUAGGGGAGCUGGUGCUGGAAGAUUGGUGCUCAAAGGAUUUGCAAAUUGCGUGUCAGGAGGAAUUUCUUGAUUUCGUUGAUGAUGAGGUGGACCAUGUUGAGUUUAUGGUUUCUUCUAAGGAACAAGUGCUCAAUGAAGCAAAAUUUGAGUAUACAGACGAGUUUGAAGCUAGGGUCUUGGCAAGGGAAAAACUCGGGAAAACCCAGGUUCUUGUUGAGCAAGAUGAAUUUGUGCAAACCAGAAGGUUAUCACUACGAAAGAAAUAUCCAAUAGAUGACCCCGACUAUAUCCAGCGACAUAAGCUAAAGUAUUUUAAAAAGUUUGAAAAAGAAGCAUCAAAGGUGAGGAGCUUGAGUUUAGAAGAGGAGCCAAAAGAACCAAAAGAGCCAAAAGAACCAAAAGAGACAAAAGAGCCAAAAGAACCAAAAGAAUCAAAAGAGCCAAAAGAGGAACCGGUAAAGGUGGUUCACAUCCCGCAACAGUCUAUUGAAACACGACACAAGACGGAAAUGGGCAAGUUUGCUUUGUUUUUGAACAAAUCGCAGAAAAGUGAAGUUGAAGUAACUUGGGAACGCUUGGCUUCACUAUGUGAAACAUUGUCCAACCUAGGAGGAGGACGACAAUUACUGGCAAGUGAUACAAGAGAUUUAAUUUGCGUUCAGGAACUUUGUAAAACCAAUUUGAAGCUGACUUAUGAGACCUUGAGUAAAUGCUCCGUGUCCAACUUUGAAGAUUUCAAGUCUAAUUUGCCGCAAUUGUUGAAAUCGGUUUUUGGUAUAAAUUGUUUAUUGUUGAUUUUGAAAACGGCAGAUGUCAAGUAUAAAUACACUGAUAUUAUUAUUGAGAGCAUUGAGUUGAAUGUCUGUAAAUAUUUGUCCCCUCUCAAUGAUGAAUUAGUUGUGGUUUCAGAAAAAGACUGUUUGCAACAGUCUCAAACAGUUGUGACAGAGACAAGCAAUGCAUUAAAGUAUCUAGCAUCAAUCACGAAUCUACGACCGUUUGAUGAUAGUCAUUUGACGAAACUCGAGCUAACCUGUGUGGAAUUAGCAUUACUGGGGGAGGAGAAGGAUCAUCACAAUAACAACAACAACAACAACAAUAAUGAAGCUGUUGCUGCUAUACCACUGGAUGUACUUCCUGUUGCUGCUACGUCAUGUCUAACUUCCAUCUACAAAAAUCUACCUGAUCAGCAACCAUUUAUUUUGUUUGAAGUUUUGUCCUGUUUCCCAGCCUUAUCAGGAAAACGAAUUACUGCAAGAAGGUUCAAAGUCGAAAGAGGUUUUCAAACACAAUUAUUUACUGUUUUGUUGAAUAGUUUUGUAAAUUGCUCGGAAAACCCUUUGGGAAUAGCCAACCAUAUAGCAAUAGAGCUAAUCAAGCUGAUGCAAGAAAGUCCUACAACUAGGUCAGAGCAAUUUCUAAUUUUUGUAGAAGAUUUAUGGAAAUUGAGUUUUUUUCCAGAAUGGAUUGCUUCUGAGUUACUUUUAUUGAGCUGUAUGGCAGCAAGUUUGAAUAUAUUAAAAGAGUCAAAGAAUGAAUCUAAACCAGGUGAGCUACAAAUUUUUGAUUUUUUGAUAUCGUUUUCUGAAAGAAUCGUUAGAGCAGAAUUUACUGAAGAAAAGAUCGAUGAGAAAACGGCUCUCAAAAUCCUAGAAAAUUGUCUAGGCUUUGACAAGAGUAAUGCAUUUGCCUGUUUAAAGCUGAAAUUGACGUCGUCUGUUGGAUUUGCUAUUGAAGAUGAACUAACAACAAAAUCUAGGGAUAUGGUUAGUAAAACAUAUUCCUCAUUGGUAAUAGGAGAAUUGCGAUCCUUCUUAUAUAAAGAUUAUCUCGAGUUUAUUCAAGAGCUGCUUAAUUCAACAAAAGCCAAAACGAGAAGCAAAGCGAUUAAAGCAUUAUCAGUUUUAGCAGAAGACAAGCCGGCUGUGUUGUCCUCGAUGCAAGUUCAGAAAGCUUUAGCUAGUAGACUUCAAGAUCAAGCAACACUGGUGAGAGACGCUAUGCAUGAUUUCAUUAGCAAAUACAUCAAAUCUCAUCCAGUAGAAGGGGAAAGAUUAUUAAUUCCAUUAUUCAAAUCAUUGAGCGAUCCUAGUGUAUUAGUGCGGAAGAAAUGUAUUCGAGCAUGCGCAAGCGUUUAUACUCAACUCGAUAACGAGAAUAGAAGAAAGACGAGUUUGAAAAUAUUUGAAAAGUUGUCAGAUGAGGAGGACUCUGUUCGAGCAGAGGCUACUGAAGCACUAUUGCAUUUAUUCUUCAAUCCUACAAAUCCCGAUCAAAGAGGUGCGUCUGAUUGGAUAAAAGGAGCAGUUAGCCAUAACUUGGACAACUUGAGGAUGUUUCUCACCAACUCUGUGUUUUCGAAAACAGCAUUAACUAUACUAGUUUCAAAGUAUGUUGAUAUUGCUAUACUUGAGGUUAUAAAUGAUAUUGAUAUUGAUAAAGAUGAGGCUAUGAGAAUGGUGUCUGUUUUCACCACUACUAUGCCCUCAAUAAUUAACCAGGACAUGCUCGACCUGCUAAAACCAUUUUUGUUUGAAGAGACAAAUUUCUGGACUGAAGGGUAUAUAUAUGCUUUACGUGUUUUGAAAGUUGGAACCGAAACGCUUAAGCUGUUUAGAGGAACGUUUAUUGAAGAGGUGACGAAUUUCUUUUUCAAAAAAUUGCACAAUCUAACAAGGAGACAAUUGAUUUAUGUUGUUCCAACAUUGUAUGCAUUGACAAAGUACAGCAUGACUGAGUACAAAAUUGUAAAUGCUACUAUAUCAACAAUGAAUUUGAUCAAGAAGCAUUACACAUCAAAUGACCCAUUAAUCAUAAAUAUUCUCCUUCAGUUACUAUCAUUUCUUGGGAAAUACUGCCAUUUGGAAAGCUUAGAUUCCCAGUUCCAUGAGCGAAAAUUUUUGAAUCCUCAGGAGUCUAUUGUGACACUAAUGGUGAGGUACAUUAUGAUAUUUACUACUCCCAAAAAAGUGCCAAUUACAAUUAAACGGGUGGCGUAUCCCAGCAUUAUUGCUUGCACUUCAAGCUAUCCUCAUUACUUAUUAACUGACGCUGUUUUGAAUUUAUUAGACUCUGCGUUUGAAAGUGAGUCGGAUUUUGAACUCAAAAAGGGCAUGGUUGAAGAGCUUAAUACUUUUUUGAAAGAAAAUGGAAAAGGAGAGCAAGUAAUUACCGAUGUUCAACAUAAAGCGUGUAUAGUUCUCGUUGAAAGGUUUCUUGGUCAAAUAUUGAGGCUUUGUCUUUUGGAUGAUGGGUCGAUGGCGUUUAUGCCAUUUGGAUUUGUUAAAAUAGCCUUGGAUUUGGGUUUUGCAAAUCCUAUUGAAUGUACACCUACAUUAAUUGCGUUGCAAGGAUCGCCUAUCAUGCCAUUGCAGCGUGCGGCGAAUGAGCUAUACAAGAGUAUUUUUGACAAGUUCAGAUCAGUAGUUGAUUCGAGAUAUCAGGAUGGUUUGCGGUUAGCGUUUUCAUCAAAGAUGAUUGCACCUAAUUUUUUCCAAUUAUUGCACCAAGCGGCGCAUGAUUAUAAAGCAUCAAGAACUAAACUAAUUAAAGCAUUGACAAGGAUGCUAGUAUUGAAACCGGAAAGUUCCAACCAGGAACACGAAUUGAAAUUGUUGAUUUUUGUUAUUGAAAGAAUGGCUCGUUUACAAUUGAAAUCUGCUGAGGAAGUGAACAUUAUUACUCAGCAUUUGCAACCAGUAAUCCAGGCACAUGCAUCUGAUUUUCUAUUUGAUUUGAAAUCAAAGAGUGUUUCUGAUCAAAGAGAGAUGUUCAACUGGGCAUUGGGAAUAUACCUACUCAAAAAGUAUGAAACUUUUCUUUCCAGCCCAAUAAAAGAUGCUUUACCAUUAGCAUGGAUAUACAAUAAUAUUAAUGAAGAAUCAAACAUGUCUUUUCUAAUUGAGGAAGUGAAAAAAGUGAUAGAUGAAUAUUGA